AUGUUGUCCAACCCGCUCCACCGAUUCUCGCCCUAUCACGGCGUGCAGUCCAGCGCCCUCUUUUCCAACGCACACGUUCCGAACGGCCAUUCUCACGCCAACGGGCUUGACCCGCUUGCGCCCAACUCACACUAUGCCCUGCAACAGCUCCAACAGCAUGUAGGGGCGCACGGCAGCAACCCUCAUCUCGCCCGCGGGACGCCUCAGUCGAAGCAUCGUCAACACCCCUACGGCCCAGCAGCCCGGUCAUCGAGCGCUUCCGGGCCCAUCCGAAGGAGGAUCAGUCGAGCCUGCGAUCAAUGCAACCAGCUUCGCACCAAAUGCGAUGGGCAGCACCCUUGCGCCCACUGCGUAGAAUUCGGGCUGGGUUGCGAGUACAUCCGCGAAAGGAAGAAGAGAGGAAAGGCGUCUCGGAAGGACCUCGCGGCGCAAGCCGCUGCGCAAGCCGCGUCCGGAGGGCCGGGCCAGGGUCAUAAGUCGCCCUCUGACGACAACGGCCCCCCGUCAGAGCAAGGCGAGUCUGCCAGCGUCAAGAACGGGCAGUCCUCGGCCAACGAAUCGCAGCAAAACCACGGCGGAAAGGUCAUUGACGAGCUUAGCGACGAUGCCAUGCAGCAACACAGCCAGAGGACGGGCUCGCUCGACAGCCUGGGAGACCUGGCUGGCGGCCAUCCGCCUCACUUGUCGACUCACCACGGCAUGGACAGGGACCACAUGGAAAGUCCGACGGCCAUGGAUCUGAACGGUUACGGCGGCGUCCAUGGGGGGUACGACAGGCAAAGUCUGGGCGCGCACAUGAUGUCGGGGCCGUCCCACGCCGCCUACGCCCCCUCCCAGAGCGGCAUGUCGGCGUAUCCCGAGAUUCCCUAUGCCAUGCAGACCCAAAGCCCGACCGCCUAUGCCAACAGCGCGCCGUUCCGGAUCGCCGCCAGCCCCAUAAGCGCAUAUCCCUUGGGGGCCGAGGCGACGUCUCCCGAAUGGAUAUCCAUGUCACCCCCGCCGCCGGCGCAGUAUCCCUCCUCCUCCCACAUCCCCGCGAGCGGCUACGGGCACGCCGCCAAAAAGCUGCGAUAUCCUGUGCUGCAGCCCCUGCUGCCCCAUCUGGGGAACCUCAUCCCGCUGUCCUUGGCCUGCGACCUGAUCGACCUCUACUUUGCGUCGUCGUCGUCGGCGCAGAUGCACCCAAUGUCGCCGUACGUCCUGGGCUUCGUCUUCCGCAAGAGAUCCUUUCUCCACCCGACCAAGCCGAGGCAUUGCCAGCCCGCCCUCCUGGCCAGCAUGCUCUGGGUAGCCGCGCAGACCAGCGACGCCCCUUUCCUGACCAGCGUGCCGUCGGCGCGUGGCAAGAUUUGCCAGAGGCUGCUGGAGCUGACCGUCAGCCUGCUCAGGCCGCUCAUCCACACACCGUCGGGCGACACGUCCCCCGUCACCAGUCCCGUCAUCGACGGCGUCGCGCUCGGCGGUCUCGGCGUCGCACUUCCCGGGUCCAUCAGUAUGGAUGCGUUGUCGGGCGAGUCCGGGCCGUUUGGUGCUGCCGGGAGCCUCGACGACGUCAUCACCUACAUCCACCUCGCCACCGUGGUUUCCGCAAGCGAGUACAAGGGCGCGAGCCUUCGAUGGUGGAACGCGGCUUGGUCGCUCGCUCGCGAGCUGAAGCUCGGCCGCGAACUGCCGCCGACGCCGACCCUCUCCAUGAGCCAGCCCAACGGCCACGAAGCCGACGGCGACGUUGAUGGCGAAAGCGAGCUGGGCGUGAGCACCCACCCGGGCGCCAUCACCGAGGAAGAGCGCGAGGAACGCCGUCGGAUAUGGUGGCUUGCGUACGUCGUCGACCGGCACCUGGCCCUCUGCUACAACCGGCCCCUGUUCUUGCUCGACCUCGAGUGCGCCGGGCUGUUGCAGCCGAUGGACGACACGGCAUGGCAGAACGGGGAGUUUCGCCCCACCACCCACAAUGUCACGACGGAUCCGAGCCUCAGGGACUCGACGACGACGACGACGACGACGACGACGACGGGGGGCCAGCAAGGCCGCGUACGCGGGCCGCACUUCGAAUGCACGGGGCACAGCAUAUUCGGGUACUUCCUGCCCUUGAUGACGAUCCUCGGCGAGAUCGUAGACCUCCACCACGCCCGGAACCACCCGAGGUUCGGGGUCGGCUUCCGGUCGGCGCGCGAGUGGGACGACCAGGCCAGCGAGAUCACGCGGCACCUCGAGGCGUACGAGAAGAGCCUCAGGCGGUUCGAGCAGCAGCACCUCACGCGGCCCAGCAUGAACCUGGACGACAAGGGCGACGUGGCGAACCCGGAGGGCGUGGCGGAGCACGGCGGCGGCGGCGGCGGCGCCAUCGCCGACAUUGGGACGCCGUCGGUGCACUCGGUGCACACCAACGCGUCGAACCGCAUGACGGAGAGCGACAUCCAGACCAAGAUCGUCAUGGCGUACGGCACGCACGUCAUGCACGUGCUCCACAUCCUGCUCGCGGGCAAAUGGGACCCCAUCAACCUCAUCGACGACAACGACCUGUGGAUCUCGUCCCAGGGCUUCAUCACCGCCACCGGCCACGCCGUGUCGGCCGCCGAGGCCAUCAACAACAUCCUCGAGUUCGACCCGGGCCUCGAGUUCAUGCCCUUCUUCUUCGGCAUCUACCUCCUGCAGGGGUCCUUCCUCCUGCUGCUCAUCGCCGACAAGCUGCAGCUCGAGGCGUCGCCGAGCGUCGUCAAGGCGUGCGAGACCAUCGUGCGGGCCCACGAGGCCUGCGUCGUGACGCUCAACACGGAGUACCAGCGCAACUUUAGCAAGGUUAUGCGAAGCGCCCUGGCGCAGGUCCGCGGCCGAGUGCCCGAAGACCUCAACGAGCAGCACCAGCGCCGGCGGGAGCUGCUUGCUCUGUACCGCUGGACCGGCGACGGCACCGGGCUGGCCCUAUGA
Messenger RNA from Colletotrichum graminicola M1.001, 2931 nucleotides. RefSeq lists its product as uncharacterized. Gene Ontology annotation, molecular function: zinc ion binding; DNA-binding transcription factor activity, RNA polymerase II-specific; DNA binding. Gene Ontology annotation, biological process: DNA-templated transcription; regulation of DNA-templated transcription. The record is from RefSeq and is a predicted model, not a curated record. NCBI's taxonomy places the organism in Eukaryota, Fungi, Ascomycota, Sordariomycetes, Glomerellales, Glomerellaceae. Bases 1 to 2931 code for a protein of 976 amino acids. The transcript has 3 exons.